Molecule: messenger RNA, 1035 nt
Organism: Trypanosoma rangeli
Lineage: Eukaryota; Euglenozoa; Kinetoplastea; Trypanosomatida; Trypanosomatidae
Product: threonine dehydratase
Exons: 1
Coding region: 1-1035 (344 amino acids)
Biological process (GO): L-serine metabolic process; D-serine biosynthetic process; pyruvate biosynthetic process
Molecular function (GO): L-serine ammonia-lyase activity; magnesium ion binding; pyridoxal phosphate binding
Source: RefSeq, a predicted model, not a curated record
AUGCCCACAUUUCAUGAUGUGAUGAUUGCCUACAAGGCGACACGGCCCUACGUCCAUGAGACCCCUGUUCUUACGAGCAACGCAAUGCAGAAAAGGUCCGGGCACGAGGAGAUUGUGCUGAAGUGCGAGAAUCUUCAGCGUACGGGAAGCUACAAUCUUCGUGGUGGAAUGAACUUUGUGAUUCGCACUAAACAAAUGGAUCUUGACGUCAAUCAUUUUGUGACACAGAGCACUGGCAACCUCGGGCUUGCAGUCGCUCUUGCCGCUAACUCAUUUUCUGCCACGGGACACAUUGUGAUCCCUGAACAAACCAAUGACGUCGUCGUGCGGUCCAUUGCGCACUACGGUGGGGAGGUCUACCGCUGUGGCUGCUCACGAGAUGAGCAGAUGAAACUCACGCAAAGGCUUGUAAGUGAAAACAACAAAACCAGCAAAGCGAACGGGGUAAACGCCUGUGUCUUUGUUCAUCCACAAGAUGACUGGCUUCUCGCGGGCUACGGAACGCUGGGGGUGGAGUUGAUGCUGCAAACCGAUGGCCGCCUCGAUGCUGUAGUAGUGCCGGCGAAUGACGGAGCACUCUUGGCGGGUGUCGCCCUCGCUGUGAAGGGCAUGAAACCGAACAUUGCCGUCUUUGCAGCAGAGUGUGAUGCAGGAUAUUCCACUUGUGACUUCGAUAACGGCCCGGUUGUUGCCGUCAACAAGGGGAGGAAAAGUGGCGACACGGGCAAGGACGCAAAUGAAGACGUUUAUACUGUUGACAUGGCGCGCCAGCUCCACACGCCGUUAAACGCUACGGUUGCCAAAUGCGUCAAUAAACACGUGAGUGGUGUGAUCAAAGUGACGGCGAUGCAAAAGCGGGACGCCUUUCGCUUUGUCUAUGAACGCUGCAAGCUGGUAAUUGACGAUAAUGCCGCAACAGCCGUGGCUGCCGUGUUGACGCGUACGGUGAGCUUGUUGCAGUACAGCCACAUUGGCAUUGUGUUGGCAGGCGGUAAUGUUGAUUUGGAUGAAAUUCCGCGGCUGGCGCGGCUUUGA